Messenger RNA from Porites lobata, 11484 nucleotides. NCBI's taxonomy places the organism in Eukaryota, Metazoa, Cnidaria, Anthozoa, Scleractinia, Poritidae. The record is from the annotation of a GenBank genome assembly.
AUGAAAUUUCCAGGUUGUAAAACCCGAGUUUUCCCGCUGUGUUUUAGCGUGUGUUUAAUUUUUUGUGAAUGUGUACUGUGGUUAUACGGUUCAUACACUUUUAUAUAUGUAUUCGAAAGUUGUUUGAGAUGCAUGUCGCGUCCGUGUGUCUCGCUGGUUGCUAAACUUCCCUUCUUAUUGUUUUUAUUUCACAGCAAGCUCUUUGUGGGCGGACUUAGCUAUGAAACUACGAAAGGUAACUUGAUGUUUCUUCUUUAAUUUUUCCCUAUUUUUGAUCAAAUGCACAAAGUUUUAAAUUUAUGUAGAAUGUCCCUGGGAAGCCAGCUGUGUUAAAAUCCGACGUUUUAUUCCUUUCAAUUUCAGAAACGUUGACGGACUAUUUUAACAAUUUUGGUGAAGUUAUUGGCGUGGAAAUUAAAAUGGAUGCGUUAACUGGUCGUUCAAGGUUUGUUCGCCGUUUGUACCUCUGUUGUACUGGGUCGCCAAGUCUUCAACUAAAUUAACCACCGAAAAUAUACUCGUAAUAUUUGUUCUCGACAAUAUAUUCUUUUGUACUCUUUUCCACGUGCGCGGCUGUCUCAAGGGUACAUUUAUAAUGAAUGGGAAAAAUCAGCUCUGGUUUUCACACCAUCGUGUGACAAAACACGCUGCUUUAUUGAGUAACUACUAAACGUUCUUAACGCCUCCAGAGAAUGAAUGUUACGAGUUUUGUCGGCCGAGAAAAAUUAAGAAGUUGAUCCUAUAAAGUCACGCGAAGGAAGUCCGUAUUGAAAGAUACACGCUGGUUUGUUGUCAUCUCUCAAACAAUUCAAGUAAAAAGAACAUUCUCAUAACAGACCACCAGUGUCUCUUUCUCAGUUUAAAUACCCCCCUGUAGCGAGCCAUUUUCGCGGUCGGUUUUUGGUGUAAACACGUACAUGCGUUUAAGCACGCCAUUACUGGUCGACAUAUAACGAAAGACGAUCAACGUGCAAUUUGAGGCGCCGGAUGAAGUUGUUUUGUCUCUUGAACUGUCCUACUUUUGUUUUCUAUCCUCUCGAUCUGAUUAAUAUUUCUCGCAAAUGGCCGAUUUCCUUUCAACGCUCCCCGGUGAACGGCCGAAAACGAUAAAUUAUCUCGAAGUUGGCUCGGUGAACGUGAAGUUCCAAUGCAAUUGCGUUCUCUGGCCGUAUAAUAGCAUUAAAUUAACCGACAAGCGUGUUCUUGAACUAAUUUAUUGUUUGUUUUCUUUCAUUUUAGGGGUUUCGCAUUUGUACAGUUUAAAGAUCCGAAACAAGCUAACGCGGUAAAGUUCCCAUUUUAUAAAUUGUUAUUAACAAAGUCAUGAAUAAUGCUGCUUAUUUCCAAAUCACUUCUCAGGCAGGCAUGCGGUAAUUUUUUCCAAACAUUAAAGACAAUGAGUGAGGCGUUGCGUUGAGGGCUCGAAAGUGGCUUAACAUAUUAUUCAAACUUUUGAACAGAGGCUGCAGGUUUUCGCUGCGGAUUGUUAUUUUUCGAAAAGUGUAGCGGGUUGAUAUUCUCUGUUAGUCGGGUGGCUUAUUUUUCCCAUGACUGAAAGUCAGGAUAGGGUAAUAUUUUUAAGUGGCAGUCGACCAGUCACUAAGCGACAACGUAUCGUGAUUUUGUAUUGCUUCUUUGAGGCAGAUAUGAACCUUGUCAGCUAUGGUCACAAAGCCGUGACAAGCCGACCAAUCGGCUUAUUCUAACCCCUCUGGUAAUAUUGAGUUAUGAAUAUUAAGUUCUGAUGAUGCAGAUUUUUUGGAGGGCUUUUGCUACCUUUCCUUGCUUGUUACCAAGAAAUGGAAAUUGAUGUGGCCCGUGGAAUGUGAUAGCCUUGGAAAUAGGACAUUUAGAGGAAUAUCCGUAGUUUACAUUGGGGAAAGUGUUAUAAUUGGUUGCAUGACUGAAAUGGAAAACAAGGAUAACCUAACUUAUUAAUAAAUAUGAGCUGCCAGCAGUCACAAUACUUAUUUAGAGCUGAUGACGUUUACAGCAAAAACUUAUUUUACUUGCAAAACUUAUGCUUUAGUGGAAAAUUAAUGGAACAGGUGAAAUUUGUGUAUCUCAAAUUUCCAUCAGGUCUCUUUAAAACAAGGAUAAAUGUAUGUAGAUAACAUCCAUUAUUAUAAUAGCCAUUAAAAUAAAAAGGAGGAAAAAAAUGUUUUACUUAUAAAGGAAGCAUUAUGAUAUUAAGCUGUUUGUGACAUUUGAGCAAUAAAUAAAAUGCAAAUGACAGUUUUAGCAUAUAUUUUUUUUGGCUCUCGAGGUCUACUUUCCGAAGAUGAAGCUAAUUUGUGACAACUUAAUUCUGCUGAGUUGAACCUUAAAUAGUACUUCCAUAUGCAUAUUUACCCAGCUGAUAAAAGCUUUUAUUUUAUUUUUUAUACAAACAGUUGGAUCAAUAUCAAUUUCAUUAUCACAUAGCUGCAUGAAGAGGAAAAUUAUUCCAAAACUGCUGAACCUGCUUUCUGAACUCAUAAGAAUGAAAAAAAUGGCAUCAGCUAGUUUAAACUCAAAAUAGCCUAGAACAAACUCGACUUAAACAGUAGAAAUCCCACAUCGGGAGUUAUCUUGGCCUCGAAAUUUACAAGAAUUCUUGAAAUUGUUUAAUCUUUCCCAUCUUGUCCCACCCACAUUUUGUGUUAAUUCUUGUCACGUAAAAGGUUUAAUAGUUUAUCUGCCUUCUGUCAGGUUCGCCAGAAGCAAUAUCUAUGUGUUAAUAAUGGUAGGACUUUUUUGUCGCAAUUUUCUUUAAGUAAAUACGUGUCAUUUUAUUAUUGUGGGUUGUUAAAUAUAAUUGCUGCCAGUAUUGCUGAACCAGGAAGUGUAGCAAAUGCUCUCAGUAUCUGAACAAAACUUGAUUUAGGAUAUGUUGUUCUUGAUAGUUUCAAGUUUAACAUCACAAACGUAUUUAGAGUUCUUAUAUUAAUACUGGUAGUCGCAACAACUACUCAUUGAAAUUGUCUGUUAAAUUAUAAUUAUGCAUCCAAGCAAGAUUAGCUUUUAGUUAUUUGCUAGGUGGCUUUUUAAGUACACAUGGUCGUGAAAUUUUUUUUCCUUCCUUUUUUUCUGUGCAUUAUAAAUAAAUAUAAUAACAAUUGUUGCUGCUGUUGCUAUUUGUUGAUAGAGUUCUCGAUAGAAUUUUAAUGAUCCUUGUGUCUUUCUCACUUUUUAAAGGCAGUUUUCCCAGAAAAUUUCUAGUUGAGUGUGAUGUCAAAAUCAUUUUAUAAUAAAAUAUUAUAUAUUUUUUAGUCUUGAUAAUAUAAUAUCUAUUUAAGAUCCCACAGAAAGACCAGUCGAAGAUAGUUUGCUGUAGAAUUUAAAGGGGAAUUUUUCAGAAUGAGAAACAGUUUGGCUUUUACUUUAAGGAGAGUUGUUAAUGAAUUUUGGGAAUUGUUACAGAUUCAAAGUAUAACAUUAAUUGCAGGAGUUCAUGACUUUUGGCAGGAUUUUUCAGUAAAAUGCUAAAAUUACAGCAUAUUUAAAUAUUGACUUUUAAUGUGAAAGUGCAUACAAUGUAAUUCAAAACUAGACCAUUUGGAAUAUACUCAACUGAUGCAAAAAAAGUGUAGCUUUUUAAAAAGAUGCAAAUACUUUAACAAAGCCUGGCCUUUAAAUUCUCUUUAAUCCUCUUCAAUAUGAUAGUUAAUUUCUUGUUGCAGGUCGUGGGAAAAAAGUCAAAUUUUGCGGGUUUUUAGGGACAAAUUGGUGGAAAAAUAGGCCGAUUUCGCGGGAAUUUCAUGGGAAAUUUCGGAGCAAACUUUGCCAAAAAGCAAUCAGUAAAAAAAUGGCUGAUUUUGUGGUUAUUUUCAAGGUAAAUUUGGCUAGAAAUCGAUCGGUUUUGCACUGAUCAGACCAGCGUUUUUAACGUUUUUCUAACAGAGGUCAUCAUUUGCUCUUUCAGCAACAAUACGCUCCAGAAAUGAACCAAUGGCCCAGUUUUUUGCAACAUAAACUAUGCCUGGUAGUUUCGGGACGUUGUUUCCACGUUUCAUUGACGAAGUUUCAAGAUAAAUUUGCCAGUUUACAGCAAGUAUAAUAUUUUAUAGCCCCAACAGCUUAAACAAGUUUCAAAUAAUUAUAUUGUACAGACAUGUAUUUAAUAAGAUUUCUACCGAAUUUUGCGGUAUUUUGCGUGUUUUGUGAAUUAAGCAGGAUUUUGCGGACUUACCUGAUUUUUUGGCUCCAUGACCUCGCGAAAAUUCAGAAGCUCUGUUCUUGUAACUCUUUAUUAAGUCCCCAGAGCUACUGACAUCAAUCUUCUCCCAACAUUGAUAUUAUCCAUACAUCUUCAAGAGAAAAGUUUAAUGAGAAUUAACAAAAUGAUCACGAAAGGUAAAAUGCUUUGAUAUCUUAUCAAAUUCUCUCAAAACUAAUUUUUUAAGGAAGUGCACAGAGAUCAGUAUGGAAACUUUGUAUGUGGAUACUGAGGCUUGAAGGGUUAUAAUCCUGUUUUGGUCAGUACUGUAGUGAAGUGUUGGAAUUGGUAGAGACUGUCAGGAACGCUUAUUAAGAAUACUUGGCACAUCUCAAUACUUUCUUAUCCCUAACCUGCUGAUAUGUUGGACUCGGUAGAGACUGUCAGGAAUUCUUAUCGUACUUGGCACAUUUCAAUGUUUUCUUAUCCCUAACCUGCAACAUGUUGGACUUGGUAGAGAUUGUCAAGAAUGCUUCUAUCAAUAGUACUUGGCACAUCUCAAUACUUUCUUAUAGUCAGAAGUGUAGAGGAGUCAAGGUUCCCCUUGAUCAUAAAUUGCUCAGACAUUUUGUACAACAUUAUGGUGGAAAAAUAGAAGGGGAAUUGUUUUUAUUUCUCAUUACUUCCAUUGUUAUCAUGGUUGAAUACACGCAUGUACACUUGCUAUAUAAUCGCAGGGUUUGACAUUAGUGCUCGCGCUAUGUAAAUACAUAUGGCUUGUGUUCAAGUAAGCGGCAAAAAUUAUGUGAAGUUUGCUCCUACCAGUAGUCCCGAUACUGACAAACAAAAACAACCCUUGCUGCUAAUUAGACUUUUUCGUAGCAUGAUUUCCUUGGGUUGUUUCCUUUUGAAAAUCUGUUGAUUUAUUUCCUGAAGUGAUUUUUUUAACAUCACAAUAAAGAGGAUGCGUUAACAACAAUAAAGAGGAUACGAAUAAAAAACCCUCCUAGCAGAUUUUACAGAAAAUGAGAAGACAAUUCUUUAAAAUAGCAAGUUUAAUGGCCUUGGUGAAAGAGAGUCAAAAUGUGCUUGCUGCAAACAACUCGGAAAUUUAACUACAUCAAUAGCACAGUUGUUUCAUUUCCCUUUUUUCAUUCUUUUUAACUAAAGGUGGGGUGGGGGUAACUGAAGCAGGGCUGCACUGGGAAGGAAAUGUCGCCCCCCAGAAACCAUCUUGGUUGGACAAAACAAAAUUUUGGUCGGACAUCACCAAGAAAAAUAGGUUGAACUUCAUAUCCUUAAAACUACCGAGCUAUUGCAUCCUCGCGAUCAGACCAAUACAAGGCUGUGCUGUAAGGAAAAUUGAAGGGUCUCAGUAAAAUUUCGCAAUGAAUGUAGGACCACCUUCAAGUCCUCCAUCUUGAAAUGAUGAGGCAUCGAGCCGCUUUAAACUAUAAGGUGACUCUUGAAAAAUAUGAACAAAAAGGAACAUCUCUCUUUUAAAAAUUAAAGCAUUAUGCUACCUUUGGUGUAAAGCGGAGGACAUACUAUGCUUAUGUAAAAGAAAACUUCCUAGCCCAGGUCAAUGUUGUUUUGUGACUUUGAGAUCGUCCUAAAACACAAAGCAAGAUUUACUUAUGGUAGAUUUUUAUUCUUCCUUACCGUAAAAUGAUUUAUAUGUUCCAAAAAAAUAUAUUUUCUGCGGGCAUAAUGUCCGAACACUGGUGGGAUAUCGUCGGUCACUAACAAAUUUUGCGCGACUGUUACUUACAGCCCUGGGAACAGGGGGAGUAUUUAGUGAGUAAAAAUGUCGCUGGGUUAGUACAGCUGUACAAUCUGAACGUGUGUUGCCCAGAUGGCAAGUGUUCUAAAAAUUAAGUUUCCAACUGUAUUACUGUCGAAAAAAUAUUCAAAACCUUCCCAUGUUUUUUUUCAGGUUUUGCAACAUACAGGACCUCAUUUAUUAGAUGGAAAAACAGUAAGUUUGUGAUUUAUUAUUAUUGUUGUUGUUGGUAAACAUAAAUGUUGUUAUAUUAAUUGCCCAACUCGGUAAAUCAUAUGCUUACUGAAGUGCCAAUUCUUACCGAAAUGAAUCUCUAAAAGACAACUCCCAAUUGCAAAAUGCUGUAUCUAUGCUAGGCUCUGCAAAAACUGUUGUGUUUAACAUGGCGACCCGCAAUUAUUCUUAGCAACCAGAAUUGCCCUGCAAAAUUUUCUGAGUUCUACACAAGACACCUAUUGUUUAAUGCUAUUUCAGUAGGUGCUGUUGACAGUACAAAACCAUGCACUUACACUCAAAUGAGAACCUCCAUCACCCUCCUCACCCGGCGUCAGUUUAUUAUUUCAACAUGCUGGAGCAUUCUGUCGGCGCUAGUUUAUUUUGUCUGCCUCAGUGAAUUUAAAAUGCCAAUAUAAAAGAAACCUUGGCUGGCACACAUGCAGUGGCACAAUACAUCACAGCAUUAUAGCAUCAAACGACCACACUGUCAAGUUUAAUUGGCUUUAAUUGGCAAUGGGUUUUUUCACCAGCCCCAGAUUCUAAUACCGCACUUUUGUAAUUCAUUGAAUGUGCUUUUACAUUUUUACUACAGUACAAACCUACAUGAGAUUUAAAAUAAAAUCCUCACAGUAAAACAGGCAAAGGUGAAUCAAAGGAAACCAAACAAAAGAUCGAUCAAACUCAAACAAACCUAGUCGGUUCGAUGGUUGUUCGAUUGGUUUGGUAAUCGAACAUAAUCAAGCAGGAACUUUUUGGCAAGUUUGAUUAGGGUUCGAUUAACAAACUUGUUUCAAACCAGACGAAACGGGAUUUAUGUGUGAUUGUUGAAGCUUCGAUUUUUGAACGUUCGAGUUUGUCAAGUGUUCGAUUUCCAAAGGUUUGGUUGUGUUUCAUUGGCAAAAAUUUGGGGUGAUUUUGAUUAUUUUUGAUAACCGAACCAAGUUGAGGUCAAUCAAAUGAUUGGAGUUCGAUUGAGUACUGAAUGUUUGAUUGACUAGGCCGAAGUCAACAACGUGGACAUACACUGUACCAUUUCUGACUGGCAAGAGCCAACUCCAGCCAUUUCUGGUUUGUUUAGGAGAUGUGUUUCCAUUAUAAAAGUGUCUGAAGCAAGUUAGCUGCCUACAUGUACAAAACUUAACACUGUAUAUUCUUAUUGUUUUAGGUUGAUCCUAAGCCAGCAGCACCUAUAAACAAAGUAAGUUGUUUUGUUGUAUUUACCUGUAAAGAAUACAUUGCUUCAUUACCAGAGACAUUUGUAGUUUUUUCGUUGGAUAGAUAAGAAAGUACUUGACUUUGUCUCAAAUUCUCUGACUUUCUUGAAAGGAGAGAUUGUGGUUUAGUACAUGAAGUGUAUUAUUGUUUUAAAGUUGUACUACAUGAAGGGCAGUGUACUGCUGACCAUAAACCUGAGCCUGCAAUAGAGCUUUGGUGUGAAUAACAUUGCAGUGGUAAUUUCCAUUAACUAAUAAUGGACAAGGUUAAAACAAACAUCUCAGAGGAGAGAUUAGUCUGAGAAAAAGCCAGCCUCCUUUUCAGUGAUUUGUAGGUGAGACAAAGUGCUCCAGAAAAAAAAAAACGAAAGCUUAGAUUAUCUUUUAGCUAGUAUGGAGUGCUUAUUGUAAUUUGGUUUUUCUCUCUGAAGCAGAUUGUUGUAAUAAUUACAGUGUUCACUUAUUUUAUCUUUCUACAUUUCAGCCACCUCAUUUAAGAGUAAAGAAAAUAUUUGUGGGAGGUCUUAAACCAGAAACUACAGACCAGCAAAUUAGAGAAUACUUUGGCUCAAAAUAUGCACCGGUAGGUUUUGAUGAUAGUAAGCACUUUUUGUGGACAUUAUUUAUCAUUGGAUAAUAAGUUACUAGUGAUCCAGGGGGUUCAGAUUCACUUGGUGGUUCCAGGGUUCUCACAAAGUGCUGGCAGCUAGCAAUAUAAUAGGCUAUUUGAAGGUUUGAGUCAUCUACUUUUUGGGGAAAAAGGGAGAAAGGAGAGAGUAAAAGACUGAAAUUGCCCACAGCACCCAAUUUCCAGGCCGUUUACUUUUACAUCCUAGUUGUAUACUUUAAAACUUAAAGACAAUCCUGUGGUUCGUUAUUUUUGUCUUCAUAUAAUUUUCUAAUCAUUUUGGAAUUUGAUAUUGUUGGGUUUACUUCGGAGGACAGCUGGGGAAAACUGGAUUACUUGGAGAAUGCAUCUCAGAGCGUGGAGAAGAACCAGCCACAAACUUAAUGCUCCAUGGCUUAUAAACAUUUAUUCAAACAAGUCUGCAACUAGGGCAAAUAUUAUUGUGAUUCUACACUCAUGUGUAUUCUUUCUAAAGCACAGCCUCAGAGUGGUGGGAUUGGAGUAAAUCAACAUUGAUCAGCAAAGGCUGUACAAAAAUGAUUACAUGCAGGAACAACAGAAUGUAAAACAAUACAUAAUUAUCCUGCAUAAUUGCACGCUACCUCCUAGUAUAAAUCAUGUUAUGGUUAUUUACAGUUACAUGAGCAUGCUACAUUGUACAUGUACUUUAUUAUUACAGUUUGUAUUGUUUGUUUGUGUGUGUUUUUUUUCUACAACCUAAUUUUUAUUCCUUUUGCACUUUAUUGCAGGUGAAAGAUAUAGAAUAUGUCCAGGAGCACGCAACAAACAAAAGAAGAGGUUAUAACCUACUGCCUUGACAAUAAUGACAAUAAUUGUUAUAGUUUAUCCUGAACAGUGUAUUAAUUUUAUCAGAUUAUGUUUUUCUAGUCAAAAGAACUUUUGCAAAAAAAGGGGUAAUUGUGGUCAUCGGCAUGCUGCAUAGCAUGAAGUUGAAGUGUGACCUUUUGCAGCAGAAAAAUUAGCAUGGCCCUUUCGUCAAAAAAAAAAUAUUAUUUUUCUUGAUUCAAGAACUGCAAAGUCGUACUUCAUUUUGUCUUCUACUCUAGUCAUCUUUAUGCUAUACAACCUAAAGGCAAAGUGUCGCUCAAUGUGUCAAUUGAAUAAGUGUCACCUUGUGUGUUGAACAUUUUUCUUCCAUGCAAGAAAUCACGCUUUAGUUUCUUUGACAAAACAGGUUUUGUUUCAUGCUUGUAUAUGGCAUACAGUGUAGCAAGCUCAUAAAAUCGCAAGUGGACAACAGAUAUGACAAAAAAAUGUAAACGUGUGCUCUCUCUAGAAAGCUACAUUGUAUUAAUUUUAUGUUUUUAUGUUUUAUGUUUUUGUUUUUUUUUAUGUUUUUGUGUUACUGAGCCUUGAGUGUGAUCUGUAUAGUUUCUUUUCACAGUUGUUUUCUGUAACAUUAGUGUACAAUGUAGAAUGGCUGAUAAAAAAGACUUCAAUUUUCUUGCAGGGUUCUGUUUCGUUUCCUUUGACUCUGAAGACACUGUAGAUAAGAUUUGUGACUUACAAUUCCAUCAUAUUGAUGGCAACAAGGUAAGGAAUUCAACAUCACCCAAGUUUGUUUGUUGUAAUCUGUGGGGGAAUGCAGCCUCCAGUAAGAGAUGUAAAAAUAGUGUCCUCAAUUAGCAGUCCAGCCCAUCUGAUAGGGUGGGAUAAGAAAUCGGAAAUAAUUUAUUGUGCCAUAUUUUCAGGGUAGAUUGUGUGAUAAGAUACGACUAUUAUGCGAUAAAUUAUGUGUUUUUUGUCAGGGCUAAGUAACAUGGUUUUACCAGGAUUGAAAAGAGAAAAAUCACUUUAAUGUUGUUGAACAGGCAAUUUGAAUGUAAAAGAAUGAUAAAACGUCUGUUUUAAAACAAAAUAGUUAAAUUUGUCUAAUUAUCUUGACCCGGAAAAGAAAACAAAUAGAAAGAAAUAAAAACGUCAAUUGUUUAAUAUUACAUGACACCGUUACACCGCUGACCACACUGCUUGUCUCUGACAUAAAAAUGGCUGCCCGGAUACCGUGAUUGAAGGUUUCAGAUGUCUUGCAAGGCUUUCUUUAGUGGUAAAUCAUCUUAAAUAACAUUAAGACUUGGAAAAUGUUUCAUUAAAGUUAGAAUUUAUUGUUUACUUUUCCUGAAUUUAGCAUUUUUUUUAUGAAUUAUGCAAUUUUCCUCAAAUUGUGUGAUUGGAUGCGAUUUGAGGUCAAUUGUGCGAAAUCGCACCACUGCGUAAUAUCAGGUGGCUAGUUAGUACUGCUUUAGUGCUAAACACAUUGACACAAAUAAAGUGCAUUUCUUGCAGGUUGAAGUUAAAAGAGCUCUUCCCAAAGAGGUACAGCAACAACAGGCAGCGCUGAGAGCUGCUGUAGCAGGAAGAGGCAUGCUCCCAGCUGCUAUCGGUGAGCUGACCAUUAUUCAACAUGCAUGCGCUGACAGAAUUUUAAAAAAGCUGUUUAUGCGAUUCUUCAGUAGAAGUGCAAAUACAAUAAUAUUACCUUUUUUCUUUGAAAUGAUUGAGCAGCCGCUACAGCUUUUGGAGUGGUACCUGGAAGAGGAAGAGCAGCCACAACAAGUUUAACAAGAGGUAAAUGCACUUGACUGUACUCCAGUACAGUAAAAACAGUCUUGAGACCCUAUUACAGUGUAUAAUAAUUUAUUGCCAUAUUUCCCAGCUGCUCCCUUAGUGUUUUGUUGUACGAGUUUCUACUCGGGCCUUCAUGGAGCGGCAUGGCGUGGUGUUUAGCGUGUGAGACUGAUAGUUCAAAGGAGUUCAAGUCCUGCCUUAAUCACCAGCUGGAUAAAAGUUCUUGCUAGUCCUGGGUUCAAAUCCUUGUUCGCCUCCCACCAGUUGGGAUUUUUAACCUAAUGUUACGUUCCAUUUAAAUUACUUGUUUCAUUAUCCUUGAAAAGCCUGGUAUACCUUAUGAUUGGUUCAUUUUGACAGCUCUUGUUAACAGUUGGAGGUUCAUUACCUUGCUACCUACUUUUUAAAAUUAAUGCAGUUCAGCAAACAGUACAGUCUGUCACCCAUUACUUGAUUGACAACUUUACCUACAGCUAUAAGAUGGGAUUUAACUAGCCAACAAAGUGGGUGGAAUGACCUUUUGAAAACUAAUCCUAGACAUUCCCUCCACGUUCCUUUUCCCUCUCAUUCUCCACUAUCUAAAUGCCUGGCUUGGCUAGAUCUUGAUUGUAAAAGUCUUUCACACUGGUUCUCGACAGGAGCCGGAGCAGCCGGGCUGAGCCUCACCUACAACCCAACGUACGCUGCAGCCCUUUAUGGCGCAGCAUUUGGUGCCGCCUCAGGAGCUUAUGACCCAGCUUUGUAUCAAACCGCCUAUGCUGGUCUGCCUGGUUACCCAGGCUACUCCCCAGGGACAUUUGCUGCCGCAGCCUCUGAGUAUCCCGGUGGAGGAUAUCCAUAUCCCUAUGGUGCCGCUGGCAGAGAUAUUCGCUAUCAAGGUAUGCCAGGAUUGCAGAGUAAGGAAGUUCUGAAUGCAUAG